AUAGGUGCACCGACAUGCAUGCAGGAGUUAACAAAAGUGAUUGCAGCUUGUUUGUCAUCCCUUCUGAGGAAGAUUUGCUUCCAAUGACCAGUUCCUUUGUGAUAUGUGUAUUGGUCAGCAGCAUCAGGUCGCGGUGUGGGCUAUAACAUGUCAGAACAUCACUAAAAAAACUUCGACAUUAUCAAUGAAACUAGGAAAGACAGCCAGGCAAGCUCCCGUUGUGUCUUGGGUUUUUUGCUAUCAACGUAGUACCACACAAAUGGGUUUAUCCUUUGCUUGUUAUUUCAAUCACAGCGACUAAGAAGCCAACUAAUCACUUCAGAAGCAGUGAGUUGGAAAGAAGCCUCCACGGUGUAUUGUUAAGGGCUGAAGCUGUUCACCGCAUGUCCCAUUUCAGUUAAAAAGGGCUUUGUACCAUCUUUCAUAAAGCACCUUCUGGAGGUGUAUAGGCCUAGUACUAUAAUCAUUAAUCAAGAGUGAAGAUGCUUGCGAAGUGCAUGAGGAGCUAGUAUAUAAUCCACCUUUAAACCGAGAGACGCAUUGAUAUUCUACACAGUUUUCGGUUGACUGAUGAUGCAGAAAGUGACUUUUUGGUGUUUUUUGUUCAAUGGGAAACCCCACAAAUACACCUACUGGAUGAUCUAAAACCUCAAAAGUUACUGUAGCCCAGCCUGGAGUGUUCGUCGAGUAUCAUCAGUUGCCCCCAGCCAUCAUGCCUCGUGCUUUUCUCGUCAAAAAGACAAGAGGAACCUCUUUGUACAAAUCUGAGCCGGAUUAUGAUACAGAACAUGUUGAGACAAGUGGGUCAAAGUCAAUUUACCACAAUGAUCCUCGUCGAUAUUGCCGAGACAUGCCUGAUGGCCGGAAAGAUGAGUCUGAUAUAACGGAUCAGAAAACUAACGUCUGGAAGAAACACUAUUUCACUUCGCAUGACGAAACAACGACUUCUACAUCAAGCAAUCUACCACAAUAUCCACACCAAAGCAAUAUCAGAGAAUUUGCCGAACCUAUAGACUUGUCUCAAGCAAAACCCAUUCUUCUUGCUUCAUCUAAUUCUGCAUUUGAGUAUGUUGAACCUUCAAUGCGUGCUUCUCAAGCAAGCCUAAACAAUCACAUCCUCAAUACCAACAUCAGCGUAGAGGAGCCUCUUGAUCUGCAAAUUCGACCCCCGACAGACAGAGAUUUGCCACAGUCAUCCGUCACUGAAGUCAGUUCAGCUUCGUCACGUCCAGCCAGUCUCUACAAUCCUUAUGCAUCGUAUCAGAAAAGACUCGGACAUAAUCCGGCAUCAGCAUUAUACUCGUAUAUGAUCGAAGGAACAUCACCAACACGAACGUCUCCAUUCCGAGAUGCCUCGUUUUAUCAGUAUUCCGACUGGAAUCAUGGGAGAAGUGAUCGGGACACAGCACAAUUCUCCAAAGAGGAGCAGAUGAUGAUUCCUCUUUCCCCCAACCAAAGUCCCACCAUGCCGGACUAUUACAAUACAUCACCGAGCUACUAUCUUGACAAGUAUAUCUUGCCAACUGACACGAACAACGACAAAAAUAUCCAAGAAAUACAAACAGAGCAGCAAAUGGCACUAAAUCUGAGCCCUUCUAAAGAGGACCAAUUGAAAAUGUCACCCCAGCUGCCAAACUCAGACAGAUUCGUGUUCAAUCACACGCAUUUAUCACGGCGCUCUAAGAACCAAGGGCAUGUCCUGAAACAUUCUGCUCGCCAGCCGAUUCUAGGCUUAGAGUACAUCCAGAACACGCCUAACUCCCGAGACAGCAAGAGUCCUGACGGAGAAUCCAGUCAUCUUCUCGAAUCGCAAGAUCAGGAAGCAGACGGAUGUAUGCAACUCGACCAAGCGGUGAAUUGCAGUUCAGAACAGCAGCACACAGGGUACUCCAGCACAGAAACUACAUCUGUCUCUGGUGGGAAAAGUUCCCCCUCCAAGGUGGACAAGCCCAGCCAAUACAAGAAGUAUAUAUGUGAUAUAUGCGGCAAGGGGUUUAGUCGGAGCAACACAUUGGUAACACAUAAGCGCAUUCAUACUGGAGACAAGCCGUUUACAUGUGAAUUGUGUGGACGAGCUUUCAGACAACCAGGCAACUUAACGCGUCAUCGACUGACACACACAACAGUCAAGCCCUACGUGUGUCAACAAUGCGGCAAAGCAUUCAAUCGUGCAUCCAACCUUCACACUCAUAUGAGGACUCACACAAACUAUAAACCAUUCACUUGCCAGUAUUGCGGCAAAGGAUUUCAUCAAAAAAUAGACAUGAAGAUCCACUCCUACACGCAUACGGGUGAGAAGCCGCAUAAAUGCAAGAAAUGCGGACGUGGAUUUAAACAGCUGACUCACCUAACUUAUCACUUGCGCACGCAUUCAGACGUCAAAAUGUACACCUGCGCAUACUGUGGUAAAGGUUUCAACCAGAAAGGUAAUCUACAGGCACAUAUCUACGGACAUACAGGUGAGCGGCCUUACCACUGUGAGGUAUGCAGUAAAGGAUUUACCUUAGCGAGUACAUUGAACACCCAUAGACGGACCCAUGCAGAUAAGAAGCCUUAUGCUUGUCAGUAUUGUGGCAAAGACUUCUACCAGAAAAAUGCUCUGAAAAGUCACAUGAUAGCAUCCCACCCAUACACCGGCGAUAGCUUGCUGUAGGCAGUUUGUCAUUGGUCUUAGCUUUAGGGAGUUGCAGCGGUGAUUUGACUUUGGGAAAAUUCUGCUUUUGUUUUUUUUUUUAAAUAAAAACCUAAAAACUUAGUACAGUACUUAGAUAUCAAAAAUGUAUUUCUGAAACAGUUUAACUGCAUGUAAAGUGACAAUAAAUUAUGUCUUUGCCCCAUUUUUAAUAGGAAUAUUACGUCAUGGCACAAAAAAUGGCAUUAUGCCAUUGUCAUUGUAUCAUAUGAAAGUUAACGAUGGAUGUUAACUUACCGCUUAUUCUCUGUAUGACUUCCUUGCUCUAUGGUAUGAGAUAUACAUUAUGUAACUCGUAUUCACUUUAACAACGAGGGUCUAAGAUUACUCAAAAUUAUGAGGUGAAAAAAAUAUAAAAUAUAAUACAAUUUUUACUUAACAAAAUUAUAUUGUGGUCUAUCGCCAUUUUUAGCUAUUAGGAGUAUACAUGUAUUAGCCUCAUCUCAAACUUUUUAUUGCGAAGCUUUCUUCCAAUGAUUGUGCUUUCACUUGCAUAGGCUUGUGAUACAAUGAAGCUACACGUGAAUGAUUAUUGCUAAAAAGUAACAUAUAACAGGGCCGCAUAAAGGUUGUAGGCGGUUUUAAGUCUGUAGGAGGUUGUAGUAGGCCCUUAUUGUCACGAGGAAUGCAGUGCCCGUGCUACUGACACGAAAGCAUGGCUUGCCUAAAACGAGUAAAAAACCGCCAAAUUAAAACUUACCUCACUGAAGAUCCUUGGACGUCACAUAACUAUUUUGACUGCACUGAGGUGAUAUAAGUUUUCUGAUUAUAGUUGCUAUGAGAAGACAGCAUGACGAAAUAUUACAAAAUAUAUAAUAAUUACGAGUUGGGAAUCCAUCACAGUACGUUUAUGCGCAGUACAUAGAAUAGAAAUGUAGCUUAGAGAUCAAUUAUAACACAACGAAAGGUUAUUUUUAAAUAUAGAUGUACAUAAUUAAAAGACCACAAUGUGUUGCCACGUUAUGAAAAAAAAAGAUCAUUCAUACAAGCAAAUACAUGUAGAUGAAACACAAAUGUGGUAUUAAAGCAUUGUGAGAGGCCCAAUGUGUGAGGCCCUAUGCCUUUAACAUGAGCCCCGUGCAAUUAUUGACACGUUAUUGGGGACACGCGAUUUCAUUUCAAUUUAUGAAAAAAAGCACAUCUGGAAAUAAUGGAAAAGUGGGAAUUUAACAGACGGUCUUUGUUGUAUUUGUUAAUAUCUAAAGUUUUGUAGUCCACUAGAACAUUAACAGGUAAACAAGCCAAGCCUUGAACAAUUCUGAUGAUUAAUGAGCGAACGUGUGAUAAUUAAUGUGCAAAACACUUGAAGUGAAGUAAUAAUGUUAUAAUAAAUUAUUGGAUAACUGACAACUACCAUGAAUUUCCCGAUAUCACACUUGUAAAAACGGGUACGGGUAGGACAAAGACUGAUAGUGCAUGAAUGUUGAUUUGGUGCAUGCACUGGUUAUUGUAAACGUGUAGAUAGUCAAACCCCACGCUCCUACUUUUUGCUAAUGAUGGCAUUCAAGUCGUCAUUAUAUGUUUCCCUUUGAUAUGUAAACAUGAAAAGCGUGGUUGAUUGAAUCCUUGCAUUUAUAUUUAAAACAUCUCUUUUAAGUCAGUAACCAGGUAAAGAUUAUAUUCACAACUUAUCCAAAUGUCUAUAGUAGCCUAUGUGUUUAUUCGUUUAGCAUUAAAAACUGUUGAUGGAAGUAACGUG
This is a messenger RNA of Patiria miniata (bat star), 4391 nucleotides long. RefSeq names its product zinc finger protein 239-like. The coding region runs from base 713 to 2653 and encodes 646 amino acids. Gene Ontology annotation, cellular component: nucleus. Lineage: Eukaryota; Metazoa; Echinodermata; Asteroidea; Valvatida; Asterinidae. The transcript is spliced from 7 exons. The record is from RefSeq and is a predicted model, not a curated record.